Molecule: messenger RNA, 5421 nt
Organism: Leptosomus discolor (cuckoo roller)
Lineage: Eukaryota; Metazoa; Chordata; Aves; Leptosomiformes; Leptosomidae
Source: RefSeq, a predicted model, not a curated record
GACCUAGGCGUGAACAGCUUAGAGCAACUCUGCAUCAACUUUGCCAAUGAGCAUCUCCAGUGUUUUUUCAGUCAGACGGUUGUUGCCCAGGAAGAGCAGCGGCUUUUCAGCCUACUGAAUAUGUUGCAGCAGCAGGAAACGUGUUUGUCAUCUUUACAGGGCACAGAUCACACUUUCCUCCAGAAGUGUCAUUACCAUCAUGGAAACAGCCCUUGGUACACCAAGCCCAAGUUGCCUUUACCUGUUUUCACUGUGAAGCACUAUGCUGGCCCUGUCACCUAUCAGGUCCACAAGUUUCUUAAUAAAAACCGUGACCAGCUACGUCCAGAGGUGCUGGAUAUCUUCUCUCAGAGCCGCCUCAAGGUGGUCUCUCACAUUUUCCAGAAGGCUAAAGCUGCCUAUAGUCAGCAAAGGUUGCUGGGGGCCGGAGGCAAAGGGCUCAAGCCUCAGGCCUCCACACUUGUGUCCAAAUUCCAGCAGUCUUUGCAGGACCUCACAUCCAAGCUGAAAAGGAGCCAUGCCUUCUUCAUUCGGUGCAUCACCCCUAAUCCCAAAAAGCUGUCAAAUAUCUUUGAUGUGGAGUAUGUCACUUGUCAGCUGCGACAUUCUGGGAUACUGGAGGCUAUCCACAUUACAAAGGAGGGAUACCCAGUCCGUCUGCCGUUCCACAACUUCCUAGCUAGGUAUGGCCUUCUGGCUGGGCGAAGGCACAACUGCUUGGAGGAGAGAGAAGGCUGCAUGGCAGUGCUGUCUCAUGUGGUGGGGAACCCCUCAGAUCUCUAUCAGAUUGGACUAACAAAGGUCUUUCUGAAGGAGAAGGCCAGGCAGCUUUUGGAGAGACGAUGGAACCAGAGGCAGAGUUGGGCCAUCGUUACUUUGCAAAGGAACUUCCGAUGCCUCCUUCGCCGCCAACGCCUCCGAGUCCUCCAGGAGAAAGUCACAAUCAUUCAGGCUCACUUCCGAGGUUACCAGGCAAGGAAGCGUUACAGGAGGCUGAAGAAGACUUUGGUGCAGUUUAAUACCAUGAUUUUAGUCUCCAGACUUUUGAUUCAAAGGAGGAAGCAGUGCCAGGAUGUGGGACUGCUGGAGAUCCCUGCAGAGCUUGCUGCCCUCCUGCAGUUAGCUGAAGGUCAGUACCGAGCACAGGCCAACCAGAUAACUGAGGCAUUGCCUCCAGAAGUCAAGGUCAAAGAUGACGUUUCCCUCCCACCCACCAUCAACAGCUAUCCUUUCUCCUCCUUCAUUAAGUCACACUUCCAGAAGACAGGUUUCCCUGCCCCUGGUCAGCCUCUGGAGCACCCCUUAACCUAUCUGGAUGCUGAAUACGAGGAAAGCGCACUUGAGAUCAACAAGCUGAUUUUGCGGUUCAUUGGUGACAAGGAUCUCCAUGGCUGGCAGGAGGCACUUCUGGGCAACUAUAUUGCUUGGAGAGGUUUGAAUAACGUGGCUCUGCGCAAUGAAAUCUUCAGUCAGGUGGUUGCCCAGACAUGGAAAAACCCAGACAUGGAGUACAGCCGGAGAGCUUGGGUCCUGAUGGCAACUUUGCUGAGCUGCUUUGCCCCUUCACCAGCACUGGAGAAGCCAUUGCUGAAAUUUGUGUCAGAUCAUGGCAUGGAGGGCUACAACGCUGUUUGCCAGCGCAAGAUCUUGACAGCAGCACAGUACACAGAGAUAGACUCUACAUUGUCUCGAGCCUACCCUCCCACUCAGCUGGAGUGGACCGCAAACCAGAGGAGAGGGAAGAUGGUGCUGGAUGUUCAUACCUUUAAUGAGGAGAAGUUCUCAGCUGAGGUGGAGUCCUGGAUGACUGGGGAGCAGUAUGCAGGCUGGCUCCUGAAUGCAAGGGGCUGUGAUAAGAAGCCUCGAGGGUGGUCUAUCUCCAUGUUUACUGGCAACACAUGGCAGGACCUGCUGGGCUGUGACUUUGUGCUGGACCUCAUUGGAGAGAUGGAGGAGGUCAGCAACCUCAGCCGCCUCUCUCAGUCCUCAAUUGAGUACCCCAUCACUCCUCAAAGGGACAGAAGCUUCCUCCAGAACUCUGACCUGGAUUCGAUACCUCCUGCUCCAAGCAUCCGGGCACCUACCUUCCCACCACCUAGCCUGCCUCCAGAAUUCAACAAUCUCCAUCCAGAUCCAAGAUUCAGAGAUGACCUGAGGACCCCUGUAGGCUUGGAUCACUAUGUGGAUGAUCUCUUCAGCACUGUGCUGCAUCAAGGCUCCAGAGUACCAGAUAUGGAGAACAGGGAGAUUCUGACUGGACGCAUGAAAGGAGGCUUCUCUGGAAUGACUCAAGCACCAAUUUACCAGCCCAUGCCUUCAAUGAUGGGGAUGCCAGCAGCCAUGCCUAUGAUGCCAGCGGCUGGUGGGAUUGCACCUAUGCCAGCCAUGGUUAUGCCCCAGUCUGUGGUUCCAGCUGUAGAUCCCAAUCAGUUAGCAGCACAACAACAAGCCUUUAUCAACCAGCAAGCCAUGCUCAUGGUGUAUGACUGCACGGAAGACAAGUUCUCCAGCAGUGAAGAUGACGACUAUCCUCGGGAAACUUUCCAGCAGAAGAGACAGUAUUUUCAGAAGAUGGCUCCUGCUCCCCUUUUGCCACCUCCUGAGCCAAAGCCAAAAAAGCAGACACCACAAGUGAAGAAGAAGCCACUUGUAGUGAAGCCUUCAGGCCCUGAGUCGCGGCCUGCACCCAGCCGGGAGAUCGGCAACAUCAUCAAAAUGUACCAGAGCAGGCCAGCCCCCGAGCCCCAGCCUAUUGAGCCUGUCAGGAGAGUGUCCAAGCCAUUUGUGAAGAAGAACGACCCCAAAAAUGAGGCUCUGGCCAAGCUGGGAAUGAUGAACCUCCCACCUCCUGACUCACCGUCGCCCCUGCCACAAAAGAAAACACCUCCACCUCCCAAGCCCAAGCCAGGCUCAGCUUGCAGCUCUAUCAAGGAGAAGCAGUUGCCUCUCCUGUCCAUCUUCAGCCAGGAGAACCCUGCUGUAACAGUAGCAGAAGAUGAUGGCAUUAAGACCCAGCUGUACAAGCUCACUACCAGUGUCAGCUUUUCUUAUGUCAACCCUGCCUGGAAAAUCUUUCUGCGCAAAGAGGUGUUUUACCCCAAAGAAAAUUUCAGUCACCCUUAUUGUCUGAACUUGCUGUGUGAGCAGAUCAUGCGUGACACUUUCUCCGAUUCCUGCUUUCGGAUCUCCAGGGAGGAGAAGCGCAAGAUGAAAGACCUGCUGAUGGAGUUCCGGGUUGGCAACGAUGCCCAGUCCAUUCAGGAGGAUGGGAUAAAGAAGAGGAUUGUACUGGCUGCUCGGGAUAACUGGGCUAACUAUUUCUCCCGCCUUUUCCCAGUUCAUGGUGAAAGUGGAAGUGAUGUCCAGAUCCUGGGUGUUUCUCACCGGGGCAUGCGGCUGCUGAAGGUGGUGAAAGCAGCUGGCUAUAACCCUGAGCACCUGAAGAUUCUUCGUAGCUACAGCUUUGCAGAUGUGCUGUCAGUGGAACUGAAGGGCAGCAAUGCCCUGGAGUUCUCUUUGAAGACAGAGCAGCUCUUCCUGCACUCUCCAAAGGCUCUGUGCAUCAAGGCCAUGGUGGAACUCUUCAUCCAGGAGCUGAGGCAGGAUACCAACUACGUCGUUGCUCUGCGCAGCUACAUUGUGGAUGACAAGAGCCUUCUUAGCUUCAAGAAGGGCGACCUCAUUGAGCUACUGCCCAUGGAAGGCGUGGAGCCAGGCUGGCAGUUUGGCUCCACUGGUGGCCGCUGUGGUAUUUUCCCCACCAGCCUGGUGCAAUUGGCUGCAGCCCCUGAUUACCUCAGUACCAGCAUGGACAGACGUGGAGGGCUGCGGAAGAGUCUGAAAGCUUCUCCAGAGAGCAGGAACACCAGCAGGGAGAGUUCUGCUCCCAGCCUGACAUCAGAAUCCAACAGCAUCAUGUUAGUCCCUGCUGGUGAUCAUUAUACCAUGAUAGACUUCGCCACAGCCUACUUCCGAGAGGCUCAGUCCAUGCAGGGACUGAAGGGGAUGUCUGCUGAAAAGAAGAGUGCAGCUAACCUGGUCCAGCACACCAAGGUCCCAAUCCAGGAAUCUUUGCUCUGUUACUCUGACAGUGAGCUGAAUGACCUUGCUACAAAGAACUUCAAGACUCUGAUGCAAUUCAUGGGAGAUCAAUCAAAACCCAAGAAGCAGGAUGAGGUUGAAUGCAUCUAUGAAAUCCUUCAGCUGUGCAAGGAGAAGGAGAGUUUGCAUGAUGAGGUCUACUGCCAGGUCAUCAAACAGGUCACCUGCAACCCUAACCAGGAGAGCGUGCUGCGUGGUUGGUUGCUCCUAAACCUGCUAACAGGGUACUUCCUCCCUUCUAACAUCCUGAUGCCCUAUGCCACCAAGUUUCUGCAGCUAGCCAGCAGUGAUCCAUCUAGCACCCACCAUGAUAUAGCCAAGAUCUGUCAGAGCAACCUGCGGAAAAAUUUCAUGUAUGGGGGCCGUCGUCACCUUCCUUUUCCUGUGGAGAUAGGGGCAUUGCUGGUGGCCAAGGAGCUCUUGCAGGAGAUCUGCGAGCAGAUGGGGGCAAGUGAACAGGAAGAGAUACAGGAAUUUGUUCUUUUUGCCAUCAGAAGCGACAGCAAUAAUCUUGAUAAAAUGGUGAGGCCGAUAAGAUCGGAGGAGUAUCUUCAUGAUUACCUGCUGGAGGACAAGUUGGUCACUGUGACUUUACGCAGGCUCAUCUGGAGGACACCUUUGCACUUUGAGAACAAAAUUUAUACUGAUGUCCAUUAUGGACAGAUGCUGUGGGAUUACCUGAAUGGGAGGAUACUGUUGAGACAUAGUAAAGAAAUGGAGAUGCAGGUGGGCAUUUUGGCAAUGCUCCAGCACUGGGCCAAAACAAAGCAGCACAACGCUGCCCUCUCCAGCUGGACAGGGGGUGAAUUAGUAUCUGCUUGUUGGCACAGGGAAGAGCUGAAGGAGUACAUGCCGAAGACCCUGCAGUCCUCUAUCAAACUCCAGGCUCUGGAGAAGCAUGUUGGCAUGCUGCUGAGAACCAGGCAGCCCCUCCAGCGAGUGGAUGCAAAAAUCCAGUUCAUGGAGCACAUGAUGAAAUUGCCUUUCUUUGGCUACACCACCUACUUUGUAGAGAGAGUCAGUGAUGACACGAUCCCCGCACCCUGUUUCUUUGGCGUGAAUACAGAGGAGAUCAUUGCAGUGGAUGGCACCAUCCAGGAGGUCUCCUGCAUCAUCCCCUUGAAAGAGCUGCAGAAUAUGCGAACGCUGCAGCCUGUCUCUGACGGUGGGCUUCCCGGCAUAGAACUGAACUAUGGCUCAGCUGCCAGCCCCAAGACUAUGUGGGUUGAACUGUCACAGGCUAAAGAAAUGUAUCACACAAUUGUUGUCAUCCUGGAUAAAACAGAGUUGCACCACUACAGCCUAAGAGGAGGAGAAUGA